CUUAUAAGCGAGUACAAACUAGGGUUGACUAUUUGAGUUUUCAGAUGAACAAACUAUAAACAUUUUUGGAGAAAAAGUUUUCAUUAAUGGCUGAUAUUUCUGAUACUUCCCCACAAACACAAACUGCCACCUCCUUCGACAUCGAAGAAGGUGGAUCAGGAGGUGAUUUAGGAUCAUCGGGGUUUUCCCGUCCUCUUCUAUCCGUAUCAUUCGUUCAAAAGUUGCUUGGGGAGUUCGUGGGGACAUUCUCUCUCAUAUUUGCCGGUUGCGCGGCUAUUGUGGUAAAUGAUACGUACGGUAAAGUGGUGACACUUCCUGGUAUAGCUUUGGUAUGGGGACUAACCGUAAUGGUUAUGAUCUACUCAAUUGGUCAUGUAUCCGGUGCACAUUUCAAUCCUGCUGUUUCCAUUGCAUUUGCCUCUUCGAGAAAGUUCCCAUUUAAACAGGUUCCGGGGUAUAUAGCUGCACAAGUUCUCGGCUCAACUUUAGCUUCUGAGGCUCUACGACUUGUGUUCCAGCUGGAGAACAACGUUUGUAGCCUCAAAGGCGAUGUUUAUGUGGGAACAUACCCGUCAAGUUCCAACAUGGCGUCAUUUGUUAUGGAGUUCAUCACUACUUUCAACUUAAUGUUCGUUAUCUCGGCUGUAGCUACUGAUAAACGAGCCAAUGGAUCAUUCGCAGGCAUUGCUAUUGGCGCGACAGUUGUACUCGACAUCCUGUUCUGCGGGCCAAUCUCCGGAGCAUCAAUGAAUCCAGCAAGAAGCUUAGGGCCUGCACUUAUAUGGGGAUGUUAUAAGGAUUUAUGGUUAUACAUUGUUUCACCGGUUAUUGGAGCAUUGGCAGGUGCAUGGACUUAUGAUAUGUUACGGUCUACAAACAAAUCAUAUGGUGAGAUAAUACGUCCAAAUUGCAAUAAAGUUUCUUCAAGAGAGCGCCAAGAAGCAUCUGAAGACGAGAUUUGUGUUCUUCAAGUGGUCAACCAAGCUAACCGGAAAGAAUUCAUAUGUUCAUCGCCCACUGAUAUCAACGACAAAAGAAAUGUCACAUGCAAGUUGCCGUAAGAUUAUUCACAACAUGAAUCUGUCGUGCUCUAUACUUUCAAAACUUUCACACACAAAAAAGCUUUGUUGACAAAAAGAAUUUCAAAAUCUGUUAAAUAUUUUCUAUAAAUACAGAGGUUAAAAAUAAGGAUUGUACUUUGUAAAAUAUUUUGUAACAUCCCGAGUUGUGAUAUGUGAAAAAGCUUAAGAGAA
Raphanus sativus (radish) is the source of this 1253-nucleotide messenger RNA. RefSeq names its product aquaporin NIP3-1-like. Gene Ontology annotation, biological process: transmembrane transport. Gene Ontology annotation, cellular component: membrane. The record is from RefSeq and is a predicted model, not a curated record. Lineage: Eukaryota; Viridiplantae; Streptophyta; Magnoliopsida; Brassicales; Brassicaceae. The transcript has 4 exons. Gene Ontology annotation, molecular function: channel activity. The coding region runs from base 87 to 1061 and encodes 324 amino acids.